Molecule: messenger RNA, 1810 nt
Organism: Camelina sativa (false flax)
Lineage: Eukaryota; Viridiplantae; Streptophyta; Magnoliopsida; Brassicales; Brassicaceae
Source: RefSeq, a predicted model, not a curated record
ACAAAUUUGGUGUUUCGUUUGAGCCAUGGAUUCUGUAUCAAGGCAACAAUAUGCAACUCCUCUUCUCCUUUGCCCUGGCGCACAAUUUAUAAACAAAGAAGACGAGUUUCGUGGACACAAUUCGGAGAGUUACCAUAUCUUUCAGAUGCUAAAUACGACAAGUCAUCAUUAUCAUCUUCAUCACACAUCAUUCCCUUAGAUUGUAACAAUGACGGUACCUAUGACAAUAUCACAUGCAAGAUUUGCACGAAUACGUUUGUCGGUGCCCCAUUUUAUUCCUGCAAUUACAAAGAAUGUUUCUACAACAUUUCACAAUCAUCUACUACUAUUGGCUUCCACAGAGAGUGUAUCGAACCACUAUCGAUGUACCCAUAUCAUCCUAAACAUUCUCUCCGAUUUCUUGAUAAUUUUUUUUAACUAAAAUUUGCAAAUGAUGUUUAUCUCUUCAAUAUUGGGUUUACGACUGCUCUAUAUGCGAUUUUACUAUGUGUCGAGGUUGUACGAGAAAGCCACCGCUCCUUGCAAUAGACCAUCCAAAAAGGCAUGAGCAUUCCCUCUUCUACUUUUCUAUAAAAGGUUCCUUCCUUUGUGACGUUUGUGCUUUGGAUCAUAGGUCUUUGAUGUAUUCAUGUCGUAACUGUGAUUUUAAGGCCCAUAAAGAUUGCGUGUACCUGCCAUCCAUCGUGAGAAUAUCACGUCACCAACACCGCCUUUCUUUCACUUCUUCACUAACUCCUGAAAAAUGGUUUUGUGGAGUGUGUCGUGGAAAGAUAGACACAAAUUAUGGAAGAUAUUCUUGCGUCAAAGGUUGCAGUUAUGGUGUUCAUUCUAAAUGUGCAACACGAGAGGAUGUAUGGGAUGGAAAAGAACUUGAAGGGCAAACAGAAGAUCCAUAUGAAGAUAUCAAGUCGUUCGAUGAGAUAAGUGAUGGAAUCAUACAACAUUUCAGUCAUCAAAAUCAUCAUAUGAAACUCGACGAUGAGACCAAUAGAAAAUUUGACGAGAACAAACGUUGUCAAGCAUGCACACUUGCUAUAUGUGAUGAAAUUAUUUACAGCUGCAUGCAAUGUGAUUUUAUUCUCCAUCAAGACUGUGCACAACUUCCUCUCAGGAAACAACACCCGACGCAUCCUCAUCCCCUUAGUUUACAAGUGGAUUACCAAAACAGUUGGUUCAAAUGUAAAGCUUGUUAUCGUGAAAGCAACGGUUUCAAGUACUUUUGUUUGGAAAGGAAGUGUAAGUAUGAGUUAGAAGUAUGUUGCGCGUCCAUACGUGAGCCAUUGGAUCAUCAGUGUCAUCCACAUCCCUUGUUUUUCACAGCUAAACCACAAACUAAACAAAUAUGUUCAAUUUGCCAAGUACCUCAAAGUCAUCAACUAAACUGCGGAGAAUGUGGUUUUGUUUUGUGUUUUAGGUGUGCUACUUUACCCAAUAAAUUAAGGUAUAAGCACGAUGAGCAUUUUCUCAUUUUUACUUACGAUAAAAAUGCUAGCGGUCAGUAUUGGUGUGAUGUUUGUGAAAAAGAAGCAUGUUCUAGAUACGGAAUUUAUGUGUGCAAUAAUUGCAACGUCACACUGCAUCAUGAAUGUUUUCAUGGUAAAGAUAUGCAUCUCAUGCCUGGUGGAACAUUCAAAUAUUGUGAAGAGAACGUCAAUAUUAUUCUCAAUAAUCGUUUUACUCGUAAUAUAUGCAUGAGUUGCCAUAAUCGUUGUGAAGAAAAAAUAGUAUACAAAAUAUGUGCUAGAGAAAUCAUAUUGUGCUCUUUUGGUUGUCUACAAUAUUAUUGUUAGUAAUAUUGUUCAAUGUGUUU